GCACGGCGAUAGAAAUGAAAAUCAUAGGUUACACGCACAGAGUUCUAUGUCCAAUCAAGCUCCUCCACUUCAACGCGGCCAGGGAUAUCUCACGCCCCUCUCACAAACCAACAGACUAACAUCUGGAGGACAUUCGAGUGUGUUGGUCUCUCAUCAAAAUGCGCCUCACUCCUUUUCAAUAAGUAUACCGCAAUCCGCUACUGCCGACGCACCUGGGCAUUUUUCUCAGUCAGUCACAUCCAACAUGUACCAACGUUCAAGCUCCACCGCAGGCCACUCUAUAUCUGUUCCUCAGUAUAAUUACCCAACAUAUUCACCUUCUAUCCUUAGAGGAGCUGACCCUUGUUUCACGUCUGAGGUAUCUAAGACGACCACGGAGAUGAACUUGGGAUACAACCUUCAAGAGCAAGAUGGGCUGGAGCCGCAAGUACGUCCACUUAAGAGGAUCAAAGGGACACAAGGCAAUCGAGAAAAACUAGAUCCAAGUAAGAUAUGGCCCGAAUCCAUGCUUCUAAAUUGUGACUCAACGACUUCAGGUUUUAUGGUACGGCGUCCCGCAGCUCCGUUCUUUGAGAUUGGUCGAGUAAGUCGAAUAACUGCACUGGAUAUUCGAAGAAAGACUUUCGUUAACAUUUUGAAAGGUCUUCAAGGUUCUUUGGCCAGAGAUGGUGGGAGAAGGAACCGCUCCCCCGACGAUAUCUGUUCAGCAGCUUGCCCGAGAUCCUAGAUUCAAUCAGGAGAUUUAUGUGAAAAUCCGUUGGUUCGUUGUCGUUAGACUAGGCCAUAAUUGCUGUCAUUGUUUGUGAGUAACCUCGGUGCCUUUGAUUUUAUAAUGGGGAAUGCUGAAAUCCUUUCAAGGCCGAUACAGACGUACUCUAGAAGAGGCGUGUCGGCUGUAAAGAAGAAGAGCCACCACGCUAUCAUCUAUACGGGUGACCAUGGACCACCAGCUCCCAAGCCAGAAGAAUUACCUCAAAGCCCCUCGGAGCUUCCAAUGGGUGACUCAAUUCGUGUAGUUGCCACCAACCCAUGGGAAAAACUGGAUCCACUUUCGCG
Messenger RNA from Mytilinidion resinicola, 1056 nucleotides. RefSeq lists its product as uncharacterized. The transcript has a single exon. The record is from RefSeq and is a predicted model, not a curated record. The coding region runs from base 47 to 727 and encodes 226 amino acids. NCBI's taxonomy places the organism in Eukaryota, Fungi, Ascomycota, Dothideomycetes, Mytilinidiales, Mytilinidiaceae.